Musca domestica (house fly) is the source of this 1857-nucleotide messenger RNA. RefSeq lists its product as uncharacterized. Lineage: Eukaryota; Metazoa; Arthropoda; Insecta; Diptera; Muscidae. The coding region runs from base 80 to 1315 and encodes 411 amino acids. The transcript is spliced from 2 exons. The record is from RefSeq and is a predicted model, not a curated record.
AACAUCUGGCAUUUUAUUUAGAAACACAUUGACAGCGUUCACCAAACAUUUCGUAAAGAUUUGAUUCAAUUUAUUUAAAAUGCAAUAUUACAAUAAAGUAAAGAACACCAAUAUUUUGGUUCGUUACGACUACAUGGAGAAAUUCAUGGAGUUAUUUAAAAUAUAUCUUGCUUUUGUGAACUUCAUCGAUGUUGUUUGUCCCAAUACUUCACGCCAGCUAUGGACGCGUGAGGAGUUCUCGCAAACUGAAAGGGAUAUGCACAGUCUAUUUAAUCAAAUAUUUGAACUAAUCAAGCAAAGAAAUAAUCGGGAGUUCCGCAAGUUCACACGAUUAAAUAUAACAACAUUUGAGCAUUUAUUGCGAUUGUUGAAGAAAAAAUUGCUGAAGUACUCCCAGAGAAAGCCCAUACCACCACAAUGCAGAUUACUUAUAACGAUCAUUUAUUUAGCUUUUGAUACACCAAAACCCUUGCUUUCGAUGGCUUUCCGUCUGGGCAUGUCCACUUUGCGUAAGAUAAUCAGCGAGACGUGUGAAUGCAUAGCUAAAGAAUUAUCCGGUUAUUUUAUCGUAAAUAUGGACGAUGAAGGAUACUAUGAUCAAAGCGAUGCCUAUAUGGAGGCAACUGGCCUGCCAAACUGCGUGGGUAGUUUUGACGCCAUUCAAUUUGUUACCGAACGUAAAACCCGUGAUCCCAUUGUUUUGAUGGGUUCCUGUAACACAAGAUAUCAAUUGGUCAAUGUUGAUGUCGGCUUGAUACAUGAAAUAGGCGAAAAAGAUAACGUUUUCAAGAAAAUUCUUGAAGAUGAUUUACAAUCUCUACCGGAAGAUAUGCAACUACUUGAUGCAUCAACGGGUAUGAUGCUGACUGCUUAUAUGAUCACACCAUCCACUUUUCCUUUGUUAAAACACACAAUGAGACCGUAUCCAGGAGUAGCGUUGUCUGAGGACAAGCUUCACUUCAAUGAACGUCUCAAAAAGUGUUCCAAUUUACUUGACAAUUCCUAUGGAGUACUCUUGCACAAAUGGCGAGUAUUGCAAAAUAAGUUCACUUGUCUUCCAGAUACUGCUUGCCACAUUGUAAAGGCCUGUGUUAUAUUGCACAAUUUUGCAAUAGACCAUGACAAAUCAUAUUUUUUCAAGGAACUAGUCGAUCACUAUGAUGAAGAUACUCAGGUAUUUAAAAAAGGAGUAUGGCGGGAAACUAUUUCGUUGCCAAAAUCAAAAAUAUACGAAAAUUUUCAGUGUAACUCAGGAAAUGAGGGUUUCCUCAAUCGAGAUUUAUUAAAAGACUAUUUGUAUAGGGAAAAUAUGUAACAACUUGUUUUUAAAUUUAUGUUUCGUAAGUUCUAUUCUGUUGAUACGUCAUAAUUUCUUGUGUCACUACUUCUAGUACUCUUUGUUGAAGGCGCAUCAAAUCGACUGGAUUUAAUUUGGCCUCUAUCACUUGUAUUGCUACGGAAUUGAAAAAUGUUUGCGUUGCACUGGGAGGGGUAAAGUGGUGUUUGGCACUUUGCAACAAAGCAGUCAUUUCUUGACAUGCUUCAUUGAUCAUGGUCUCUUUAUCGAAUUUCUUCUUCUUUGGAGGUUCAUCGCUUGCAGCCUGAGCAGUAGUUGUCGUUGCAGUAGUGUUUUGUUGUGUACUGGAAUCGAAUUUCUUAAGAUAGUCAUUCAAAUCGAAAUUUUCAACUUCAAAUUCUUCUUCGACGUUGGUAUAGUCAGGGUCUGUGUGUUCAAUUUGUGAGUCCUGGUCGGAUUCUUCAUCCCUCUCUGAUUUGUAAUCAACAAGAACCCUAGAAAUAAAUUCAUCAUUAUAUUAACAUAAAAUAAAGUGGAAAAACCAAUCAACUCACUCCGUA